This is a messenger RNA of Musa acuminata AAA Group (dessert banana), 1186 nucleotides long. Its product is annotated as glutathione S-transferase zeta class-like. Gene Ontology annotation, biological process: glutathione metabolic process; L-phenylalanine catabolic process. The record is from RefSeq and is a predicted model, not a curated record. Gene Ontology annotation, cellular component: cytoplasm. Gene Ontology annotation, molecular function: glutathione transferase activity; maleylacetoacetate isomerase activity. Bases 37 to 732 code for a protein of 231 amino acids. NCBI's taxonomy places the organism in Eukaryota, Viridiplantae, Streptophyta, Magnoliopsida, Zingiberales, Musaceae. The transcript has 10 exons.
AACCCACCCGCCGCGGCCACCGCCGCUUCUGGAAUCAUGGCGACCGCUUCGGCGGUAGAAUCCGGCUCGUGCCCGAAGAAGCUGACGCUCUACUCCUACUGGCGGAGCUCCUGCUCGCACCGAGUCCGGAUCGCGCUUAAUCUCAAAGGGUUGGAUUACGAGUACAAGGCCGUGGAUCUAUCCAAGGGCGAGCAGUUCGAUCCAGAAUUCGAGAAGCUUAAUCCAGUUAGGUUUGUGCCUGUAUUUGUGGAUGGUGAUGUAGUAGUUGCAGACUCGUUUGCUAUCAUAUUGUAUUUAGAAGACGAGCACCCUCAAUUUCCACUGCUGCCUCGAGAUCUGAAAAAGAAAGCCCUCAAUCUCCAGGUAGCAAAUAUCAUUAGUUCAAGUAUCCAGCCACUUCAGAUGCUUUCUGUAUUGAAUUUCAUUGAGGAAAAAAUCAGUUCUGACGAGAAAGUUGCAUGGGCUCAGCGUCACAUCAACAAUGGAUUCACUGCAAUAGAAAAAUUGUUAGAAGGCUCUGCUGGGAAAUAUGCUUCAGGAGACAAAGUACAACUGGCAGACGUGUUUCUGGCACCUCAGAUAUAUAUCGGAGUAACACGUUUCCAGAUUGAUAUGUCUCAGUACCCUACGUUAGCCAGAAUCUAUGAUGCGUAUGCUGAACUGCCUGCAUUCCAAGCUGCCCAUCCGAACAGGCAACCAGAUGCAUUUCCUUCAUCUUCACAAUCAUGUUGAAGUUGGACUUGCUUCAUCCAAGAUGUUAUGGUGAUAUUCUACUUUCUGUCUUGAAAUUACAUGUUUAUAUUUGAUCGAAGGGAAAAAAAAUAGUACAUGUUUGUACUGCUGCUUCUGUUGUAUACUUGGAAGACUAAAAGAAACUGCUUGACACAAAAGUUUCAUGUGCACGACAAAUCUGCGAGCAAUCUGCAAAGACUUUUACCAAGGUGGUGCAUCCUAUCACAAAAUGCUUUCGGCAGUCGAGGGAUGUAAUUGGAAUGGCAGAAAACUUCUCUACAUGGUACAUAGCUGCACUUGCAUGUGCCUUUUCUUUGCCAUAUGCAUUGUAUCAUGUGUUUUUUAGCAAAAGAUUUAAUUAGUUUGUGGAAGGUAAUUUUGGAAUAUAAGACCAUGGUUGUUUAAUUAAGGUAUGGUUGAUUUAAAAGGUAAAAAAACAGGGGUUCUCUGCAUA